UUUUUAUCGGAUCUAUGAUCUUUGCUUUUAUAAAUAAGUAGUAAGUAUGUUAGUUUGAUGCUGUUUCCCACUCAGUCCAUUUCUGAGAAAGGGUGAUACAAAGGUUUCCACUCAGUGCUAUUCUAAGAAAAGAAGAUGCACACGGUAGCGUUAUUGAGUCUGCUCUUAGGGUGCUGUUUAGCAUCACCAUGGAAGGAAGAGCCCGUGAAGAAGUUUCCCGAAGACUUCCUCUUCGGAGCUGGCUCAGCGGCUUACCAGGUCGAGGGAGCCUGGGAUGAAGACGGUAAAGGCGAGAGCAUCUGGGAUGACUUCAUGCACAACAAGCCGUGGCUGAUGAUAGCCCAGGACGGCAGCUCCGGCGACGUCGCCUCAGACUCGUACCACAAUCUGGAACGAGACAUCCAAAUCAUCCGGGAGCUUGGACUGGACAGCUAUAGAUUCUCGAUCUCCUGGCCUCGUCUGCUACCGUCCGGCUUCCCAGAUCAGGUCAAUGAAGCCGCCAUUCAAUACUACAAUAACCUGAUCAAUGAGCUGCUAAAGUACAAUAUAGAACCAAUCGUCACGAUAUACCACUGGGACCUGCCAAAAUCUCUUCAAGACCUCGGCGGCUGGACGAACCCUAACAUCGCGCAAUGGUACGAAGACUACGCACGGAUUGUGUUCGAUAACUUCAGCGAUCGUGUCAAACUAUGGCUGACGAUAAACGAACCGAAUGAAAUCUGUUACCUGGGAUAUGGUCAUGUGCUGGAAGCGCCGGCUUUGAACGCGUCUGGUAUCGCAGAUUACCUUUGCGCUAAGAAUCUGGUAAUAGCCCACGCUAGAGCGUACCGCCUCUACAAAAGCCAGUACAAGCCGCUGCACGGCGGCCGCGUCGGGAUCGUGUUCAGCGCCAACUGGCAUGUGCCCUUAAAUCCUGAGUCUGAGGCUGACAAGCUUGCUGAUACACUCCAUUUUCAGGCCAAGUUUGGCAUAUACGCGAACCCAAUCUUCGGGUACGGUGGUUUCCCAAAAGAGUACUCCGAACGUGUGGCUGAGAAGAGCGCUGCGCAGGGGUUCCCUCGGUCGCGCCUUCCAGAAUUUUCCGAAGAAGAGAAGCAGUUUGUCCUUGGCUCGUAUGACUUCAUGGGAGUCAACCACUACACGGGACAGCUGGUGACGGCGGAGAAUGUUCCAGAAUACGCGGUGCCCUCGCUGCUGGAUGAUACUGGAGCUGAUUUGAUUACGCUUGAGGAGUGGAAGCAGUCCACUUCACCUUGGAUUAAGUGGAUGCCAAACAGUUUGUACAACCAGCUGCUUGAGCUCGGCAGUCUCUACCCCGGCGUAGACUUCUACAUCACGGAGAACGGCUGGUCGGGGUCAACUGGGCUGGUCGAUGAUGACCGGGUGGACUACCUCAGGUCGUGUCUGCAGCAGUGUCUGGACGCCGUGGCCGAGGGGGUGCGGCUGAAGGGGUACUACACUUGGAGCCUCAUGGACAGUUUUGAAUGGGCUUUUGGUUACGACGCCCGCUUCGGUCUCUACGAAAUCGACUUUGAGGACCCGAAGAGACCUCACACACCGAGGAAAUCUGCGCUCAUCUACAAACACAUCAUCAAAACAAGAACCAUCGAUUAUGACUACGCACCAGACAGCCUGGUAAUGACUAUAGAUGAGGGUCAUUAAUAAUAAGUGAGCAUGACGUUGAAAAUGUCUAAUCAAGCUGAAAUUGUGUACAAAAAAUGCGCUUCGGAUUUUUAUUGAAUAAAUUAUUGACCCAUA
Molecule: messenger RNA, 1758 nt
Organism: Plutella xylostella (diamondback moth)
Lineage: Eukaryota; Metazoa; Arthropoda; Insecta; Lepidoptera; Plutellidae
Product: myrosinase 1
Biological process (GO): carbohydrate metabolic process
Molecular function (GO): beta-glucosidase activity
Source: RefSeq, a predicted model, not a curated record